UAUUUUUGCCCCUCCUUAUUCAGUCCGUCCUCAAACUUCUUUCAUUCGAAUUUUGGUUCAUUUCAAUUGAAGAAGCGAAUUUUGAUAGAAACAAGUUGUUGUAUUUCAAUUCAAAAUGAAAUUAAGUGUAAUUUUUACCCUUUUUCUACUCGUAGUCGUGCCCAGUUUCGGUCAAGUGUACGAACCAAAACAAAAGGUCACCAAAAAGUAUUAUCUGAUGACAAUCAAUGCGACAAAUUGGUUCAAAGCAUUUCAACAUUGUCGCUAUCUUGGCAUGCAAUUGGUUAGUAUUUCAUCUCAAGAGGAAAAUGAUCGAAUCGUAAAGCAAAUUCAAGACGAAGGCCAUGGAGAUAAAGAAUUUUGGACAUCAGCUACAAAAUUAAAUGAUGAUAAAACUUAUUAUUGGAUGGGAAAUGGCGAAUUGGUAACGUAUUUUAAUUGGGCUGCAGGACGACCGGAUAAUCUUCUAUUGGGCGGUGUAUACGAAAAUUGCAUUCAUAUUAUUCACAAAUGGGCUGGCGAUGGCAAUGCUUAUUAUUGGAAUGAUGCGACUUGUAAUCGGGAUUUUCAUUUUAUUUGUGAACAAGAACGCAUUGAAUACGAAUAUUGUUUGAACCAGCAACCGUUUUGAUACAGAAAUGAGUUUUGUUCAAAAUUUUUGUUUGAAUGAUUUAAAAUUAUUGAUCGUAAAUUAUGAUUCAUAACUGCAGUUCACAAACCUCGAAUGCUUCGAACUAUGAUAAAUUGAUUGUAGGGAAAUAUGCAGAUUUUUUAAGAAUCACAGCUGCAUUUUGGAUAACAAUGAAAAAUACUAUUAACUGCCUAAAAGCAGUUUGGGUUGAAACUAAUCACAAUAAAAUCCAAUUUUUAA
Sitodiplosis mosellana (orange wheat blossom midge) is the source of this 871-nucleotide messenger RNA. RefSeq names its product C-type lectin 37Da-like. Gene Ontology annotation, biological process: biological process involved in interspecies interaction between organisms. The record is from RefSeq and is a predicted model, not a curated record. The transcript is spliced from 4 exons. Bases 116 to 631 code for a protein of 171 amino acids. Lineage: Eukaryota; Metazoa; Arthropoda; Insecta; Diptera; Cecidomyiidae. Gene Ontology annotation, cellular component: external side of plasma membrane. Gene Ontology annotation, molecular function: carbohydrate binding.